AUGUCUUCUGCUACAAGUUUGCAAACACUUCAAGAGUAAAAUUCUAGAACAAUUGAAACUCAUUAAAACAUAAUAAAGGCUCAACAUGCAGAGAGUACAAAGCCAUUUUAUAUGAAAUCAGUAAAUGAAUUGAAAUAGCAAUUACAAGUUGAGAAUGUUUUUAUCAAUUUCGACGAUGAUGGAUCUAAUUCACUUGAUUGCAAAGAAAUAUUUGAGAUGUUUAAUAAGUACGGGAUUAAGAUAAGUAUGAAAAAGAUCUAGGAGCUAUUCAAGAUUGUUGAUGAAGAUGGCUCUGGCAGCUUGUCUCUUGAUGAAUUCAAGCAGUUUAUGUUCUCUCAAAAAGCUAAUGAAAAAUUUCGAGAAGUUAUCAAAAGGCUAAGAGAGAAGAAAAAAGUGUCUGGGUGUGUUCCUUUCAGCUUUAAUGUAAUGCUAGAGCACUUAAGUGAGAAAGUUAAUAGACAGCAACUUCAUGAAGAAAUAGAUGACUGUGGUCUUGAUGCUAGUAAUGUAGGAGAAGCAUGUGAAAAAUUCUCAUAGCUCUUUAUAGAUUAAAAAGAGUCCUUAGAGAGAGGUAUUGUUUAGACAAUGAGCGCCAACAACAAGCUUUCUAUUGAUGUUACUAAAAUACAGAAAAUGAUUAUAUAGGAUUAAGCUAUUAACAUUACCUAAUAACAAGAAUCAUUUGAUGACGUUGAUGACUAUUAUUACAAAACAUAGCCUUUGACUUUAGAUUACAUAAAGACAGAAGGUAAACAAAUGAAACAUAAAAUGUCACUAUCAACAAUCCCCUCUGAGGAUAGCAAUACGCAGUCACUUUUGUUUAGAAAAUAAAAUGAAUAAGCCUAUCAAAAUAAAUUAAACUUAAUCAUUAAGAAAGCUAGAAUUCGUGGCUAAGAUUCUGCUGCUUAUGAGUAUCAAUAAAAAUUACUGAAAAGACAUAAAGAUAAAAAUGACAACUAUUUCAGAGUUGUUACUAAGUAUUAUAAGUCUAAAGUUAAUAGUCUAUUCCCCUAAAGUAAAAGAAAGGUUGUUAGUCAGACUAAUGUGAUUCCAUCCUCGUUUGCUCCUGAAAAAGUAGAGUAUUUCGAGAUUUAAGAGUACCAAUCUAAUUCAAAAGGAAAUUUAAAAGACCAUACUAUUCUUAAAAGACCACAAACAUCUCUCCCACCAAAAUAAAACAGAGCAAAAAUUAAUGAAGGCACUAAUUUUAACAAUUCCAAUUCAGCUAGUCAGUUUAACCAAACAAUUAGCAAUCUUAGCUCAAACAGUACUGCACUUCAACAAACUCCAAUCAUCAAGAAAACAAGAUUGAAGAUUCAAAGCUAAAAGAUCCGGGAUCUUAGUGAUGAUAUGAGGAAUUAAAUCUCGGUAGGAGGGUCUUAAUUAGGAUUUUAUGAAACAAAGCAUGUUGAUGAAGCUUAUCUUACAAAUACUAAAUUUACUAAUCCUUAUAAAACUUAGAGUUCUUUCCUCAAACCUCCUCUUUCAAAUAGUGGUCUCAACACUUAAACUAGUUCAAAAGUCACAUUAAGAAAGAUAAAAGAAGUAAGAUUGAGAGAAAAAGAGCUCUUCUCAAAAUCUUCAACCUCAUUUCAAAGUCAAAUGAAUACAACCGCAACUGCAAGUAAUUAUGGAAAUUUAAUGCUAAAAAUUAAUUAGUAGCCCUAGAAUGAGAAUGUCAAUUACAGAGACAAACUAAAGGUAAAAAAUAUAGAAAAGCUUAGCCAUUCAAGUAUUAAACUUGCAAAAUAACAUAGCAAGGAAUCUAAAGUAAACAGUAGAACCUGGAUAUUAAAUUUAUGA
This is a messenger RNA of Stylonychia lemnae, 1803 nucleotides long. NCBI's taxonomy places the organism in Eukaryota, Ciliophora, Spirotrichea, Sporadotrichida, Oxytrichidae. The record is from the annotation of a GenBank genome assembly.